This is a messenger RNA of Cajanus cajan (pigeon pea), 2877 nucleotides long. NCBI's taxonomy places the organism in Eukaryota, Viridiplantae, Streptophyta, Magnoliopsida, Fabales, Fabaceae. The record is from RefSeq and is a predicted model, not a curated record.
UGAGCAAAUGCAGCACACACACAUGGUUGGUAUGUUAUGUUCCCAGUUAAGGUUGAACGAAGGAAGUUGGUGUUUGAGAACUUUUGUUGCUUCAACUUCUUCAGCUCCUGAUUCAUACUACAGAUCUAUCACACCCACCUUCUGAUUUCACAGCAAUUUUUAAGAAUGUUCUGGAAAUGGAAUGAGAAUGACCAACUGUUACAAAUUCUACACCAUGAAUUUUUCAUACAAAUCAGUUCGAUGUGAUGUAGAUCCUGAUCCUGCAGGCCUCACUAUGAGUAGAGCAUUUUCCUCAAAGAAAUCUUCCACUUUACCUCCGCCACCUACACCAAUCACAGUUGCAUCAUCCUGUGCAAAAAAGAAGCCAAGUCCUAGAAGCCCUUUGCAGGAUCUCAACCGCAUUUCCAGCAGCAGCAACAGUAGCUAUGCUUCUUCUAGUGUUUCCACUGAGGCCCCAAAGGGUUGCCUCAGGUUCUUGUCUUCCUCUUCUUUUAGAACUCCUGUCCAUAGACCCAAGAGUCUCACCAAAACUCCCAGCUCAGUCCCUCAUGCAGUUGCAUUGAAACAAUCUAAAUCCAAUUCCUCCAAGGAAAACCUUCCAAAGGGAAAUUCUGGGAUCAGAACUAAAACACUUGCAUCGGAUAAGGCACAGACGCGUAGGAAGAAACCCCCAUGCCUCUACCAAUGGCAGCCUGGGAAGAAAUCUUGGUCUAUGACUGGCCAAAAGUCUAAGCCUUGUUCUGCUUUGAAUGAACAUGGCAAGCUUUUACCUAGAUUGCCAUCUGCAUCGAAGGAGUUGAAGCAUAAGGAGGAUAUCCUGGGAGGGCUAAAUGAUAAUGCUUGUGAGCAUGCCCAUCUCAAAUUGUGUCUUGGUGAUGUAAACUCGACUCCGAGUAAAAAGGUUAUCGGGUCGUAUUUGGGAGAUGUUAGAGUUUUUGAGGAUGUGGAAGAGAAUCCAAAUGCAAGCAUUAGUAGAACACCUCCAAUUCAUGAUUCUGUUUCCCCGGAGAUACAAUGUGGGUCUUCUUUGGUUUCAAAAACCACAACACCUGCUUGUUAUGGUGCUGGCUAUGUUGUUUCUGGUGUUGCUGACAAGAGGAAAUGUAGGCCGAGAGGGAUUCUCACUGUCGAAAGGUACUAUUCAGGCUGUGAUAAAUUAACUGCUAAUAGUUCUGAUGAUGAUGAGAAGAAAGUAAUGGAUACUGAUGACCAUGCUAGUCCUUCCUUGUUACCUUUGCCAACUGAAGCUGUGGUGCGUUGGCUUUCUUCUCCAUCUAACAAGGGAAAGAAAAAUCCGAGUCAAAAGUUUGAACAUGGACUAAAUCAAAGUCAAGGACUAGGAGAAUCGACAACUCUUGCUUCUAGUACUUCACUAUCAUCCAGUUCUAAAACUUUUUGGAAUGUAAGUGAUAGCAGUGAUUUGUCUUGUGGUGCUGAUGGCAUCAUGAGAAAAAUCAGUUCUUUAAUUUCUCCAAGUGGACUUGCUGAAUUUCAAGUACCUUCUAAUUACAAAUUAUCGCCUUCAUAUUCAUCCUUAUUGUUUUCUCCCAAUCCCACACCUAUUUGUAGGGCAGGUAGCUCAGGGAAAAGUAAACGUGAUAGAUACAAUCUCAUUGAUGAGAAUUCUCCCUUCUCCCUGAAUUCAUUUGGUAGUCAAAAUGUUAUUCAAACUCCAGAGUCAGAUUGUAGUUCAUAUUUACAUGUUGGAUUGUCAUUGGUGCAUACAGACAAUCUAAAGGGAGAUGAUUCUAACCCUGACCUUAACAAAUCAAGCAAAAUGCUUCUAUCAGAAAACUUCCUUAAUAGCUCUAUACUACUGGAGGAUUCUGUUAAUUCAAGUUUCCAAUUUGAUUGUUUAACUGUGCCUCAUGAAUCUAUUGAUCUCAGCAAACAUCCAAAUUUUUUGGAUGAUCAGGAUCCUUGGUUAUCUAGUUCUACAACAGAGAAUGCAUCACAAUCCCAAAUGAGGGUAUCAUGGAGGGAAGGGUUAAUGAGCCAACUUUAUGAGCUGGAUGAGUUUGACUGCUGCAGAUGCUUAUCGGAUGAAGAAGAGAUUGCCAAUGACUCUGGUACCGAUAGGUUUUCAGGUCCUCAAGUCAAUGUUGAAACAAAUGACGGAAAAAAAUUGAACAGUGAUGUUGGAAUCACUGAAACUGAGGAUAAUGAGCUGGAAAUUGAUGGCCUUGGCAAAGACAAUAUUUCAGCUUUAAUAUCAUGUUCUGGUGCUGAAUCUAUCAGCACUGAUGGUGGUGGUCUAGUUGCUUCAGGGGAGGAUCCAGACUGGACUUUAUGCCAUGUUAACAAGUUAUUUGAAGUGUGAGUCUACACGUCAUUGUUUGUUCCAUUCAUAAAAAAAAACUUGUCAUGUAACACCCCUCCCCCAAAAGAAAAAUGUCAAAGGUGGUGAUCUAGUUACUAUUUGAACAAGGUCUUAACUUCCUCUAUGGCAAUGUGGAAAUUCACCUCGCUCAUAAUGUGCACUUGUCUUGUAUAUAAUGGGUGAAGGAAGAAUUUCAACUUGGUGGAAGCAAAAUUUUUUCUACUUUCAAUUUAGGAAUAAUUAACUGCUCAAGUGGUUAAUCAAAUCAAUUGUGGCUACUUUUUAACCACUCUUUGAACAUCAUUAACUGGUUGAGUAAUUAAUACUUCCUAAACUAUAAAAUUUUUAGACAAUUUUUUUUUUAAUUUACCCUACUCUUUUUCCUUCUUAGUUUUUCCAUUCUUGAAUUUAGUGAAAUUUGUCUUUCACUCACCUAUUGGUUAACCUACAUGGAAACCAUUCAUAAAAUAUUGUGUAUCAGUUUUUAUUGCUUUGGACAAUGUGUCUCUAAUUUGUUUAUUGGCUAGAGGAAAUUUAUACCAGCUUCAUUCAAGUCA